Ruditapes philippinarum (Manila clam) is the source of this 1526-nucleotide messenger RNA. RefSeq names its product putative nuclease HARBI1. The annotation marks the transcript as partial. NCBI's taxonomy places the organism in Eukaryota, Metazoa, Mollusca, Bivalvia, Venerida, Veneridae. The transcript has 4 exons. The record is from RefSeq and is a predicted model, not a curated record.
UAAAUAAGUGACCUCUCAUUUCUAAUUCAUUUACUGUACAUAGAAUCUGUCAGUCUAUGUAAGAAAUAUUAGAAUUAAAAUUAAAUUUAGAAAUUAAAAUUAGUACAUCUGUAUUGUUUAGGUCUGUCAUAAAAAAUAGGUCGAGUAAAGAUGUGCCAAGAUUCUAUAGAACCAAGAUGACACAAAGGCUGAAUUAAUUUUAAGGUCAAGCUUAUUCAGGAUAUAAAAGUAUGAUGUUGUUUGAGAAUUUUUUCUUUGCCCAGGCUUGAGCAACAUAACCUAUAACAAGCAUGUAAUGUCUGAUAUAUUGGACUAGGGUCAAGCUCAAUUUGAGUCCUGUUUAUUAUUCAAAACACUUUACUUGAUUACGACCAUCCAAGCACAAACUUGGUUAUGAACAUUACUUUUGUUAUACAAAGAGGAUAUUGAACGAGUGUAAGUUUAGUACUGAAUUUAUUGAACGAGUUGAAUAAAAAUUUAUAAUACCAACCUCUGUAUAGCAUAAUAAUAUCUUAUUCAACAAGUUCAAUAUAUUCAGUAAUGACCUUACACAAAUUUGUUAUACUAUUUAACACUUUAAAUACCAAAAAUUGUUUUAAAUAAUUACUAUUAUUUUAAAGUGCAAAAGAACCAUUUACAUUGAUGCCCUGACAUUUAGCGCGACUCAACUCUAUGUUUGUAUAAUGCAAAUGAUGUCACAUAAAAAUAUAUGCAUGGCCCUGCAAUACCAUUUUACGGAGUCGCAAAGUCGGCACAGGAAUGUGUCAUGUGAUAAGGUAAUUUAUAAAAGAAAGAAUACUUUAUUACAUUUGAUUAUGAAAACUUCCACCUUUACCUUGCUGGAAAUCAAAUAAAUAUUAGUGACCUUGUUAUAAGAAAGGUGUGCACUCAACUGUAUCACACCUAGUAUUUAGUUUGACUUUGUAUUAUUUUCAGUUAUUGAUAACACUACAGUUCCUUGCUAAAGGAGAGUUUUAUAGUGAGGGAGGAUUGACACAUGGUGUGUCGAAAAGUUCAGUGUGCCGGUGCAUUUGGCAGGUGAUAGCUGCUUUAGACCAGAGACUAGACAAUAUCAAAUUCGCCAUGAGUCCUGAUGAACUUGCUUUAAUUAAGCAAAAAUUCUACAAAAUUGCACGCAUACCAAACUGUAUUGGUGCAAUUGACUGCACACUAAUUCCAAUCCUUUCUCCAAAAGAAAGAGAAGAUGUAUACGUGUGCAGAAAAGGCUACCAUGCCAUCAAUGUACAGGCUGUGGUUGAUACCAAUAUGAAAUUCACCAAUGUUGUAGCGAAAUGGCCUGGUUCGACACAUGAUAAUAUCAUAUUUGAAAACUGUGGGCUUAAACAGUGGAUAGAAAAUGGAAUCCCUGGCUGGUUGAUAGGAGAUUCAGGUUAUGCACUCAAAAGUUACAUGCUAACACCAAAGAUUAAUCCAUCUACCAGACAAGAGGUCUCAUUUAAUAAUGCACACAGCAGAACACGAAUGGUGGUUGAGAGAGCCUUUGGUAUAUUGAAAAGUCGUUUUCG